Messenger RNA from Petromyzon marinus (sea lamprey), 480 nucleotides. NCBI's taxonomy places the organism in Eukaryota, Metazoa, Chordata, Hyperoartia, Petromyzontiformes, Petromyzontidae. The record is from RefSeq and is a predicted model, not a curated record.
AUGCGGCUCAUAAAUUGCCACGGGAGGACCCAGAGGGAUCAGGAGGGUACUGGGAGGGAUCAGCAGGGUACCGGGAGGGAUCAGGAGGGUACCGGGAGGGAUCAGGAGAGUACCCAGAGGGAUCAGGAGGGUACUGGGAGGGAUCAGGAGGGUACCGGGAGGGAUCAGGAGGGUACCGGGAGGGAUCAGGAGGGUACCGGGAGGGAUCAGGAGGGAUACCGGGAGGAAUCAGGAGAGUACCCAGAGGGAUCAGGAGGGUACUGGGAGGGAUCAGCAGGGUACCGGGAGGGAUCAGAAGGGUACCGGGAGGGAUCAGGAGAGUACCCAGAGGGAUCAGGAGGGUACUGGGAGGGAUCAGGAGGGUACCGGGAGGGAUCAGGAGGGUACCGGGAGGGAUCAGGAGGGUACCGGGAGGGAUCAGGAGGGAUACCGGGAGGGAUCAGGAGACCCAGCAGCUCUGAUGGGCGCCUGCGCGCCUGA